AAUUCAGGACCCCUGCUCUAAUGUAUUUGUAUCUAAUUGAUCAUUUUACUUGUUUUCCCUCUUUUGGCAUGUUGUGAAGGCCAAAAAUGACCACUGCAAAGAGAGUCAUGGUGAUGAACCUUGGAGCCCCCCAUCAACACCACCACCAUCCAGAGAAGACGAGGAGCUCAGAGACGAGGUUCUGUCAUCCAGUGGGUCUGAUGCAGAUCCACUGGAUGAGGACUUCAAACCAUCUCCAUCGCCAUCAUCCAGUGAAGAUGAGUUGCUUGCACUAGAGUCCCAGUCAUCCUGCCACAAUACUCCAGAGAAGCACCAUAGUCACGCAUCAUCCAGUGAAACUGACACCAGAGAAGCUGAGAACCAGAAGGCCAAAGGCAAAGCCAUUCAAAAAGGUACAAAGUCAAAAGGAAAAGGAGGAAAGUUUAAAGAUGAUAAAAAGAUUACUGUUAAAAGAAGCAUAACAAAGGAUGGUGCCAGAGUCUGGGACAAAGUCCAUUACUGUAUAUUCUGUGAAAAGGCUCAAUUUAAGAUAGCUAGACAUCUAGAAAGAAAACAUAUUAUGGAACGCGAUGUCGCCUAUGCUUUUAGUUUCCCAGUUGGCUCAAAACAAAGGAAGAUUCUGAUAGAAGGCCUUCGUAAUAAGGGUGAUUGGAAACACAAUCGCAUGGUCUUCGAGGAAGGAAAUGGUGAGAUUAUAGUAUGGAAACGGCCCUCUGAGAAGGCAGACAUAGAGAGCUACCUACCAUGUCAACACUGUUAUGCAAUGUUCAAGAGGACUAAACUCUGGAGACAUCUGAAGUCAUGUAGAGAACGGAAAGAGGAAAGAAAGAAUGGCAAAAGAGUACAAAAAUCUUCCUGGCAUCUACUUCCAUGCAAAUCAGGCCAAGGAGUACAAAAGAUCAUCCACUCUAUGCAACAAGAUCAUGUAACCUCUCACAUCAGAAGUGAUGAGAUGAUUUGUGUGUAUGGAGAUGCAUUACUUGCAAAAAAGGGCCGUGAAGAAUCUCAGCACAGAUACAUUGGACAAAAGCUGAGAGAACUAGGACGGUUUAUGUUGGCUGCCAAGGAGAUUGAUGAACGUGCCAAAACUCUCAAAGACAUUUGUGAUCCAGCAAAUUUUAAACUGGCAAUUGAAGCAGCCAGACACGUGUCAAACUAUGAUGUAAACAAGAACGAAUAUGGAAGGCCAUCAACAGCUGUUAAAAUUGGGUUUUCACUCAAAGGGGCCACUGAAGCCUGGAUAGGCCACUGCUUGAUGGACUCUGAUGUCAAAACUGAGAGGGCGGCAAAAAAGUUCAAGGAGUUGCUGGAGAGCUCAUGGUCCAUUCAUGUGUCGACUAAUGCUCAUAGCUCAUUGGAGCAACGGCGGUGUGGCAAAGAAGACACUGUACCUCUGACGGAGGAUGUUAUCACUCUCCAGAACUACCUGAGGAAAGUUGAGGAUGGGGCAAAGACAGAGUUAACAGAGCGCGUGAGUACUACAGCAUACAGGAAGUUAAGUGAGAGCCUUCUUGCACAAAUAAUUGUGUUUAAUAAGAAGCGUGAAGUAGAAGCAUCACGUUUAACCCUUGAGACAUAUCUAAAAGCAGACACCGGUCCUGUUAAUAAGGACAUUUAUGAGACUCUAUCGCCUGUGGAAAAACAAAUGAGCCACAGACUGACACGUUUGGUGACGCACGGAAAGACAGGCAGAAAGGUGUCCAUCCUUCUUCUUGAGCGCACAAAAGCUUCGCUUGACUUCCUGGUUGAAAAACGGAGGGAAGUUGGCAUACUUGAGGAGAACCCCUUUCUGUUUGCCAGGCUUAGCACAACAACCAAUCUCCGUGGGUGUGACUGCCUCAGAAGAUAUGCAGAAGAGAGCAAGGCCAAAAACCCAGAACUGUUGAGAUCAACAAGGCUGAGGAAACACGUUGCUACCUUAAGUCAGCUUCUCGACCUCAGCAAUCAGGAACUUGAGCAAGUUGCUCGUUUUAUGGGACAUGAUAUCCGAGUCCUCUGCGAGUAUUAUCGACAGACAGAUAAAACAUUCCAAGUGGCCAAGAUCGGCAAACUUCUGUUUGCGAUGGAGCAUGGAGCAGAGUCACUGAAGGGGAAGAGCCUGCAAACACCGGACUCUGUUAUCAGUGGCAAAAGACACGCAGUCACCCCAACUAAAGAUCUGAAAGGUGUCAAAAAGAGAAGGACGUCAGAUGCAGGAAUUCAACAGGAAGCUCAUGAAGAUGGACGGCAGCUGUCCACCACAAGCUCAUCAGCUCAAAGGAAAAAGAAGACCGUCACAACACAAAGACAAGAUGAUGAUGAUGACGACUCCGCAGGAUGGUCUCUUGAGAAGAGACAAUGUCAAACUGCAAGAACAAGACAUGCAGAUGAUGGUAAUGCUGAUGAGGAUGAUGGGAGUGAUAACAUCAGUCAAGGCAUUGAAGACACAGAUGGACAGGAGCCACACUCAACUUCAGGAAGCUCAUCUGCUGAUAAACCAAAGAGGAUUACAACAUCUAGACUGGAUGAUGAUGAUGAAGAUAGCGGUGACUCUGAGCAUGAUGAAAAGGAUCAAAAAGGGCGUGCUAAGAGGCUAAAGCAAUCCCUUAAGAAGAGCCAGAAGAAGACUGCAGUUAUUAGACAAUGCAGUGAUGUUGAUGCUCCAGAAAGGGUAGUCAAGAACCGAGGUAAGAGACCCUGGAAUGACCAGGAGAGGACGGCAGUCAAACGACGCCUUGCCAAGUUAAUCGCCCUUAAAAUGGUUCCAGGAAAGCAGGACUGCCUGAUGUGCAUUGCUAAAGAGACUCCAGUCCUAAGUGCGCGGACGUGGAAAGACGUGAAGUAUUUUGUAUACAAUGAAAUUGUUAAAGUUAAAAGAAAGCUUGCAUUAUGAAUGAAUUAACUGAGUUUACUCCAUCUGUUGAAUUUCCUGUGUUUUAAAGGGUGAAUUGUCUGUUAGUUUGUUCAUUUGUUAGCACUCUAACAACUUAAUAAAUAACCCAGAAUUUAUUAUUA
Carassius carassius (crucian carp) is the source of this 2994-nucleotide messenger RNA. RefSeq lists its product as uncharacterized. Lineage: Eukaryota; Metazoa; Chordata; Actinopteri; Cypriniformes; Cyprinidae. The transcript is spliced from 6 exons. The record is from RefSeq and is a predicted model, not a curated record. Bases 560 to 2872 code for a protein of 770 amino acids.